UAUACAGAUCCUCGGCAUUCGCACAGCAUAGCCCAUUCAAUCAACAAUAUUUUGGCCGCAGUCUCAAAACGUCUUGUUCUAUUUAAAAUAAAUAUAUACUUUCAGUGCGAGAGAGUUACAUAAUCACUACGCACACACACACAACCACGAUGAACCCCAACAAGUGCCCGGACCUGCAUGAGCGGGCCAAGCGCAUUCACGAGCCGGGCAGGAUCUGCCGCGAGCUGCUCUACUUGCGCUCCAAGCGGGCCGUGCGCGAGGUGCCCGCCUUUACCUACCAGGCCUUGCAGAAGGGCACAGUGGUCAAGCCGCCCAACAAAAUUGAUAUAUUUAAGCGUCAGCCCGUCAAGGAGACUGUCUUCAAGAUCUACUUCAUGCGCGGCGAUAUCCCCGUGGCUCUGUCCGGACGCAGCAAUAAGCAGGAUCCCACCAAGGACCGCCCUCUGCGCUGGCACUGCACGCCCGAGGAGCUCGACUAUUGCUACUAUUUGCCCAUCUUUCUGGACGGGCUGGCUGACAUUGACAGCGACACUCGUAUGCUGGCGGUCAAUGCAGCCGUCGAUCUGAUCAUGAGACAGCCGCACAAAGUGCUCCCAGUGCUGCCGAAGCUAAUACUGCCCCUCAAACGAGCCUUCCAGACCCGGGACAAACGCAUCAUCAUCUCGGCGCUCCAGGUGCUGCAGCUGAUGGUUCGAUUGGGUCCUUGCGUGGGACAAGCCCUGGUUCCCUUCUAUCGUCAGCUGCUGGCCGUGUGCAACCUCUACAAGAAUGUCAACGUGAAUCUGGGCGAGGGCGUCGACCCGGACCGCAGCAAGCGCAUCGGCGAUGUCAUCGAGGACACCCUGAAGCUGCUCGAGUACUGCGGCGGACCCAACGCCUUCAUCAACAUCAAGUACAUGGUGCCGACCUACGAGAGUAGCGUCUUUCCGCGCUGCCAGGCUACCGAUGGCCAGGAUGCAGCCCCCAAGCAUUGAUGACUGCUCCAAGUUUCUGCCAACUUUUAACAGACUUAUUUUGGUUCAGUUGUUAUGAUUACAUUAACAGAAAAUUAUCGUCAAUUAGACUCGAAAUUUUACGCAAUAAAGCAAAUCAGUACGGUUCUAGCAUGACAAUGCUACACCCAUAAAUAA
Molecule: messenger RNA, 1130 nt
Organism: Drosophila mojavensis
Lineage: Eukaryota; Metazoa; Arthropoda; Insecta; Diptera; Drosophilidae
Product: parkin coregulated gene protein homolog
Exons: 4
Coding region: 150-974 (274 amino acids)
Molecular function (GO): Hsp90 protein binding; Hsp70 protein binding
Source: RefSeq, a predicted model, not a curated record